Cucumis sativus (cucumber) is the source of this 2902-nucleotide messenger RNA. Its product is annotated as putative receptor-like protein kinase At4g00960. Gene Ontology annotation, molecular function: ATP binding; protein kinase activity. The transcript has 7 exons. Lineage: Eukaryota; Viridiplantae; Streptophyta; Magnoliopsida; Cucurbitales; Cucurbitaceae. Bases 793 to 2760 code for a protein of 655 amino acids. Gene Ontology annotation, biological process: protein phosphorylation. The record is from RefSeq and is a predicted model, not a curated record.
UAUUAAGCUUUUUUCUUUAUAAUUCUUUUUUGUUCUUUUUUUUUUUUUUUGUCAUGUCGUCGACAACCAGAGACGAUAUAGUUCCAAAAUCGAUGAGGAGAACCGAUCCACCGGUGGGUUUAAGCCCAACACCUUUCCGAAUGCAAUCGAAGAUCACCGCUACAACCCACCACCAACAAAUUCUUUUAUGGUAAUUUGAAAUUAAUAAAUACACUUUUCUCACCAAACUUUUACGGAAAAAGCACUUAGAAAAAAAUUGUCAAAACACAAAGGUGUUUAAAAGAAAAACGAAAACUUGACAACAUUUCUUUUUUUCUAAAUUGAAUCCAAACAUAUUGUAAAUUAGUAUAAAUUUCAGAGUAUAUAGUAGGCCAAAUGGUUACAGUUUACAAGUGUAAGUAAGAUAUAAAUUAAAUUACGAAACUACAGUUCGCUAAAUUGUUCUUAAAUGGAAAUUAAAAUAAUUUUCGGUUGAAUAGUUUUAGAGUUAGAUGAAAAAAAGAUGAAAGUGACUUAAGAGAAAGGGUGACAAUUCUAAAGGAGAAGAAUGGUUCACCUCCCCUGGAGGAAGAAGAAGACCAAUUAUUUACUACUGGAACUGUUUAAAAUGAAAAUGAGAUUUGAAAUUCAAAAAAUAAAAUUUGUCAAUUUGUCCUCACUGAUUAAUACGUUUUCCAAAUACAAAUGAGUUGGGUCUCAUUAGCACUUCAUUUCCAAUAUUAACUUCUUCCUUGAAAAUUCUCCUAUAAUCGCCCCAACCAGUACGAAACUGAAACUACUACUUCAACAAUAAUGCUCAUUUUUCCAACUUUCUUCAUUAUUUGUUUCAUUAUCCAUGGUAAUUCUCAAACUGCAGACCAAUACCCAUAUCGCAGUUGUUCAUCCGCCAAUUUCACCCAAAGUUCCACCUAUCACUCCAUCCUCAAUCUCCUCCUUUCAAAUCUCUCUGCCCAUGCCCCCGGAACUAACGGAUUCUUCAAUACUUCCAUCGCCCGACCCCCCAACGACGCGGUUUACGGCCUCUUCCAAUGCCGUGGAGAUGUCACGAACACCACCUGUCGAAAUUGUGUUACUUCAGCUACAAAAAAUUCUGCUGAACAGUUUUGUCCCCUGAGCCAAGGUGCUGUAGUUUGGUACGACGAAUGCAUAUUCCGCUAUUCUAGCCAUUCUUUCUUUUCCGUGAUAUCCUUAAGGCCAGGUCUGUUAGCUCAUAACGAGGCUGAUAUAGGCAUCGACACGGCUCGAUUCAACCAACUAGUCAUGUCCACUUUGAGGCAUACUGCAGCCAGUGCCUCUUCGGUAGACGAAUUGUUUGCAAAGCAGCACACAUAUUUCACGUCGGAUAUUACCCUUUACACAUUAGCACAAUGCACCCGUGACUUGUCGUAUUUGGAUUGCCAACAAUGCUUGGCUCAAUCUAUUGAUUACGUUCCCAAUUGUUGCGCUAAUAAACGAGGGGCGAGAGUUCUGUUUCCUAGCUGUUUUGUUCGUUAUGAAAUUUACAAUUUUUACGAAUUCACUUCAAACAAUUCAGUUCAAACUCCCCCGCCGUCUCUUCCUUCUUCUCCACCGGGAGAAAACAAAGUCUCACGGGUGUCAAUUGUGGCCAUUGUGGUUCCAAUUGCAAUUACUGUCUCGAUAAUUCUGGUUGCUGUGGGAUGGUGGUUCCUGCAUCGAAGAGCAAAGAAGAAAUACAGUCCAGUAAAGGAAGACAGCGUUAUUGAUGAGAUGAGCACUGCUGAAUCUUUACAAUUUGAUUUCAAAACAAUCAAUGAUGCUACCAACAAUUUCUCAGAAGAAAACAGGUUAGGUGAAGGUGGCUUUGGUGCAGUCUACAAGGGUAGGCUUGAAAAUGGACAAGAGAUAGCUGUGAAAAGACUAUCAAGAGGAUCUUCGCAAGGUUUUGAAGAGUUCAAGAAUGAGGUUAUGUUGGUUGCUAAGCUUCAACAUAGAAAUCUUGUAAAACUAUUGGGAUUUUGCUUGGAUGGUGGAGAAAAGAUACUCAUCUAUGAAUACAUACCUAAUAAAAGCCUCAAUUUUUUCUUAUUUGAUCCAAAGAGACAAAGAGAGUUGGAUUGGUUGAAACGAUAUAAGAUCAUUCAUGGAAUUGCUAGAGGAAUGUUAUAUUUACACGAAGAUUCUCGUCUUCGAAUUAUCCACCGUGAUCUUAAAGCUAGUAAUAUCUUGUUAGAUAAAAAUAUGAACCCAAAAAUUUCUGAUUUUGGUUUGGCAAGAAUCGUCCAAGUCGAUCAAACUCAAGGAAAUACAAAUCGAAUUGUUGGUACCUAUGGAUAUAUGGCUCCCGAAUAUGCAAUGCAUGGAAACUUCUCUUUGAAAUCUGAUGUGUAUAGUUUUGGAGUCAUAGUCUUCGAAAUUUUAAGUGGCAAGAAAAACAACACCUUUUACUUGUCAGAUGUUGCCGAAGACAUUAUGACCCAUGCUUGGAAACUAUGGACAGAUGGAACAUCAUUAACUUUGUUGGACGCGAGUUUGAGAGAGAGUUACUCAAAACGUCAGGCGCUUAGAUGCAUUCACAUUGCUUUAUUAUGUGUUCAACAUGAUCCACUUUGUAGACCUUCCAUGGCAUCCAUUGUUCUUAUGCUUAGCAGUCAUUCCACUUCUUUGCCCUUGCCUAAAGAGCCAGCAUUUUCUAUGCGCAGUAAAGAUGGUGGCAUUGUGAUAGAAAGUGAUCGGUCUACACGUAAAUCUGAUCAUUCGUCCACUAAUGAAAUAUCUAUGUCUGAGUUGUGCCCACGAUAGAGAAUGUCUCACUGCAUUCUAAAUCUUUUGUAUUUGUUUGUUGCGAUGAAUCAACUUAAUUAGUGUUCCAUCCUUUGUAACCAGUCUUUUUUUAGAAUAAUUUAGAUAAAGGUUUAAAAUAAGGUUUUGAUUAUGGCUUUUA